ACUCUACCUCAUUAUGGUCACCAUCAGAUACAUACUCUUCUUACAAACUUUUUCCUCUCCCCCACGUCCUGUUUGCCCUGUGGUUGACUUGAGUUGGACCGGAGUGUUUCCUUGUGAGCUGGGAUGGAGGGGGAGUGCACUGACCGUUCUCAUUCUGUCAGCUGUGCUUAUCACCUGCUACUCACUCAUCACUGCCUGCUUGGUGAGAUGGAACCCUCGGAAACAAUGGAACUCAACCACAUCAGUUUUUGAUACUCAAGAAAAGCCGACCCAGUUCCAAGUGAGAGUUCAGAGCUCUAAUCGGCCCCCCACUCUCAGUCUGUAUAUACUGUUACUGAUAUUCCGCUUACUGUUACAGUCAGGAGAUGUUGAAGCAAACCCUGGACCAACGCUUGGCUCAAUUCUUACUCUCGAUGAUUUGAAUUCUGUUUACAAGAACCUGAUAAAAGCCGCUGGAAACUGGUUCAACCUGGGACUUGAUCUGGGAUUAGGUUUUGACACCCUUAAUAAUAUCAGCGAUAAACAUCGAGAUAAUCAAAUUCGUCUAUGUGAAGUGCUGGCUGUUCGCUUGAAGACUGGCCUUCUCACCUAUUCUGAAAUAUGUCAGAGUCUCAGAGCACCAACAGUUGAACGGAAUGAUGUCGCUGAGGCUAUAGAGAAGGCAUGUACAGUUGACGAUACUUCACCUGGGCCAUCUAAAACAAAUACGUCUACAAUGAAUCCUGAACCAACCAAUGACGAUACUCCACCUGGGCCAUUUAUGAGGCAAGCAUUGUCCACAACAACUCCUGGACCAACCAGUGGUGCUGGAUUCACAGAAAGCUUGGGAAAUUCAAUGCUAGAUACGGUGAUAAAAGAUGAAGAUCUGAUUCAUUUGGCUGCUUAUUUUGAUAGUGCUACACUUCUUGCUGCCGCAAUAUCACUAAACCCUCAUGAAAACGGUGAUGUAACGCGAGCAAAAGCCAGUGAGGGCACACAAAUUGCAGUACAUCUAUGCUUGAAGUACUGGAAGAGAAGGAAACCCAAAGAAGCGACAUUUCAAGCACUUCUAACUAUUGUCCGCAGUCUGGGAAAAGAGGACACAGCCACCAGCAUUGAAAAAUACUCAAAAACAGUAUUUUACCAUGCAAACAAUUACUUACUUUCAGAUGACCAUACUUCGCUUGGGCCAUCUCAGAAGCAAAAAUUGUCUACAACGACUCGUGAACCAACCAAACCCAAAUCCGAUAAUCAUCCCACCAUCCAACCAGAUGAAGCAAUAGGAAUUUAUCAAUCAUACUUAACUAGUAUUUACGAUACAAGAUCCCUCCCUGCUGAUGACAAAUAUCCUCUCCAGUGUGUUAAGCAUUUUGUUAAUCUAGAAUGUGCGGAUGUAAGUAAACAUUUAUCGAGAAAGGAAAUGGAAGAGUCCUGGUCAAAAAUAGUUCAAGGCAUGCUGUAUAAAUUUCCUAGAGAGAGAAUCACAAUCGACCAGAUAGCUUCCAAAGUAGAGGGCAAAUUCUCUAAACUAGUUGUCAUUAAAGGGGCUCCUGGAGGAGGUAAGACGACUUUGUCAUGGGAACUGUGCAGACGAUGGGCUAAUGGUGAAGUUUGGACAGAUUACUCCCUCGUUGUAUUGCUCCGACUUCGAGAUAAGAAUGUUCAGGAAGCUGUAGAAUUAGUUGAUCUAUUUCAAUGUGAAAAUACUGAUGCUUCCAAUAAUAUUGUUGCUACUACUAUCAUACAAAAUCAUCAUGGGCACGGUAUUCUUUUCAUUUUGGAAGGCCUGGAUGAGUUGCCGCCAUCCCGUAGAGAAAAUGACUCCAUGUUUAUGAAGCUAAUAACCGGACGUCUUCUGCCAGCUAGUACCGUGCUUGUUACCACUAGGCCCUGGGCUGUAUGUGAUCUACCUGUUACUUGUAGUUCAAGAGUUGAUCAGUUCAUUGAAAUCUUAGGUUUUUCUUCCGAACAAAUUCAAGAGUACAUUGAUCUAAUAAUUAAAGAUGGAGCUCCACCAGAACUACGUCAAUACAUUAACUCUAAUCCACGUAUCUCUAGUGCAAUGUAUAACCCUCUUCAUGCCAGAAUUGUAGUUGAAGUGUACAGAGAAAACUACGAGAAUAGCAAUAGCAUAAUCCCCAACACAACAACUGAACUAUACACCGAAUACUGUCAAAUUUUGAUUAAAAGAUGUUUAGAGAGUGAUUGGAGUGGUGAGCUGAGUGAGUUACCUUCAUCACUUCAGGUACAUUUUGAUAAGCUCUGCCGAAUUGCAUACAAUGGAAUAACAAAAGAAAAACAACAAUUGGUUUUCUUCAAGGAAGAUGUUGUUGAUACUAAAACACUUGGAUUCAUGAACAGUGUACAUCCUUUAUAUAGGAAAAGCAACAGUUCUCCAUCUUACAAUUUCCUUCAUCUAACACUUCAAGAGUUCCUCGCUGCAUUUUAUGUCUGGAGAAAUAAAACCCCACACGAGCAGUUUCUUUUGUUUGAAACAAAGGCCUAUGAUGGAUCAUACAAGAUGAUUCUAUUGUUUUUAGCUGGAUUGACUAAACUGAAUGACCCAUGGACACAGUGUGUACUUCCAACUCCUUAUGUGUACUAUGAGGAAGGAUCGUCAAAAGCCGAGAGAAUGUGUGAAUUCUCAAGUUAUCAAAUUCUGUGGAUCUAUGAAAGCCAAAAUGUGCAAGCCAUGAAGGACUUGUAUUGUAAUGUGCUGUAUGAACUACCGCUAGAUAAUGAUGAUAUUGAUCAGUUUGCACUUGGUUAUGUUGUAGCUUCUGCUCAUUUCAAAGUAACUCUAAUGGACACGUUCAAGUUUAAUGGCCGUAAUGUGGAUAGAUCAAUGAUGUUAGCAGGAAUCAACAAAGUUUUGCCUUCUUUUACUCUAAGUGUAAGGCAUCUGAAAAUGUCUACCACAUUCAAGAUUUCAUCUGUUUGGCAUUCACUCACUGAUAGGAUACUACCAGAAUUAGAAAGCGUCACUAUCAGUAAUAUUAUUGACGAUAAAUUUGAUGGGCCUGAGGUUCCAUGUACAUUAAAAAUAUUUGACACUAUACAGCUAUCUCCAAACUUAAGUGUUGUAGAGCUAGAUUUUGGCAUCUCAAGAGACACUGUGAUACGAAUACUUGAUAUUUUGAAGCCAAAACACUGCUUGAAAGUUUUGAAGUGUGCUCAAGUAUCGCCAGCUGAUGAAGAGUCGUUGUCUGACUUUAUUGCACAUUCUAGUAUUGAAAUGUUGGUGAUACAUUUGGUACUAGAUCCUUAUCUUGAUGACUCACCCAUCACAGAUACUGAUAAUUGGUGUAUUUCAAUUGGAUUGAACGUGACUGAGUUAAAAAGGAACAACACGAAAAUCUUGCCACAUUUACUGUCUGAAAUUUCAUUUACCAAUAACAAAGCAAAAAGAACGUUUCUAAAAACUGUUUCAGAGUCUACCACCAAAAACUUAAUUUCAAUAUUAAGCCACUGGAAACUAAGCUUACAAUAUCUGCGAUGCUCUUCCAAACUUCACUUCACUCCCACACAAUCUGAGCAGUUUUUUAGUACUCUACUCGAUUGUCCGAUACUUAAAGAACUCGAUAUCCAUAAUAAAAUAAUAGGCCAAUUGGAAUAUUUCUGUACCCACCAACACUUGCAAUCACUAACUUUGUGGUGUCCUGAUAAUGCCUUUGAAGUUUUACGUUCUCUCAAAGACAAUCGAUUACAUUCCAUUAAAAGCCUUAAACUUACAUGUCACCUUGACUGCGAUUUUGAUGAAGCUAUUGGUGAGUAUCUACAGACUGACACAUCUCUAGAGGAAUUGACACUGCGUUAUUGGAAUUUCAAAAGUAGCCCGAGUCUUUUAAUGCAGGGACUGCAAGUUAACACAAGUCUAACUAAGCUAACUAUUUCACCUCCUAUUAGUUAUGAUGAACCGCUUAUUAUCGGAACGUUUGAACUGACCCAAAUGUUUCAUACAACUCUACAAUUCAUUGAUCUUAUGGUUUAUAAGCAGUUGCCAGGGGAUCUACUACCCGCCUUGGAAGCAUUGAGAGAAAACAAUACAGUUAAACACCUGACACUCUGUCUGUAUGUGCCACCAAUCAGUAAGUUUAAACCGUACACUGUUACCACUGAAGAGGCUGAAGCUGUCGGUAAUGUGUUAGCCAAGAACAAGACGCUAGAGGUGUUUCACCUCGAUGCUGAGAUCACCGAGUGCUCCCCAAUUGUCAGGGGGCUGUUUGAAAAAAAAACACUGAAACAAUUCGGCACUUCUAAGAAUACAAAAAAGAACAUUGUCACAUGUCCCGAGUACGUUGAUGUCAGACAAAGAAUUGUGUUUAUGGAUAAAUAUUUGAAUAUGAGUUAGUUUAGUAUUCUCAAUAGUGUUGUUUAAUAGUGAAAAUUUAUUGUGUACUAAAUCUUGUAAGUCUUCUUGGAUGGCUAUCUUAUACAUUUUGUACAGUAUUAUUUUUGUGUGUACCAUUCCUGACCCAGUUUCAUGGGCAGAGAGUAUAAACUGUUCUCAAUAAUAAUUAUUAUACACUCCA
Molecule: messenger RNA, 4511 nt
Organism: Halichondria panicea
Lineage: Eukaryota; Metazoa; Porifera; Demospongiae; Suberitida; Halichondriidae
Exons: 8
Coding region: 14-4330 (1438 amino acids)
Biological process (GO): signal transduction
Cellular component (GO): cytoplasm
Molecular function (GO): protein binding
Source: RefSeq, a predicted model, not a curated record